UCCUCCUGCUGGACACCACCUUUGCUGCAGAGGCAUGCUUUCAUUCAGCCUGUUUUUGCCAAAGCGGCUGCGUGUGCCAGAGCAUCACAAAGACACACAUACACAAAUACGCACACAAAAAAAAAAACAUUUUGAAUUUAGAAGUAUAGCGAGUUCUUGGAGCUGACUGCCGUGCAUCUAAAUGGCUGUUACUAACAGUAAGUACAUUCACUGAAAUACUGUACUUAAGCAGAGUUCUGAGGUACUUGACUUCCAUUUUGUGCUACUUUAUACUGAUACUGUGCUUUUUACCCAACUACAUUUACUUGACAGCUGUAGUUACAACUUAAUUUCCAGAUUAAGAUUUUACAUUAAAGGAAAAUAUGAUAAACCUUAUAAAAUACAACACGUUGUUGAGGAUUAAACCUUUGAUUUCCAACCUUUUUGGCUUGUGACUGCUUACACAAACGUUGCGUGUCAUUGUGCGUCAGACAUUUCCCCCUAAACUUCUGGCGUGGUGUCCUCUAAAUAACUGUUUGAGGCCCAAGGAGAUAAAAUUAUCCGUGUUGCAAUAGAAGCAAAGAUUAGAGAAACAUCCAAAAAAUUAAAACAAAUUUAUAUAUCAGGCCUUUUUUUUCUUCUUUUCUCUCACUUUCCACCCGGAGCUAGUUCGAUCGGAUUGAUGCAUCGGUAUCAAUAACAAUGUAAUCAUGCGAUAAAUAAUUAUACAUCAGUCACAGGGCUUUUUCUCUGCAGAAUGUGUACUUUUACUUUUGAUACCUCAAGCAGAUUUUGCUGCUAAUGCUUCUGUACUUUCACUGAAGUGGAAAUUUUAAAUGCAGCAUUUUUUUGCAUCGCUGUACUGUUACUUCCACUUCAGUAAAGGAUCUGAGUACUUCUUCCAACACUGGUUUUUCUAAAAGCCUGACCAAGACCGCACCGCACCGCGUGAGUGCGGGACACAUUCCACAUUGAAACAAACUGUGUUUCGACAGAGUCCUGUGCGGGUCGCUGUGGCUCCUUCGAUCCACUGACUAAAUGUCAGUGUGACUCCAUGUGUGUUUACUAUGGGAGCUGCUGUGGAGACUUUGAAACCAUCUGCCCCAAAAAAAUUGCUCGUGGUGAUACCUUCGAGGAGGGAGCGGAGGUAACAGAAACAGUGACGACUCCUGCUACAACUGUCGGCCCGACUCUCGACACAGACGCAGCAGCUGCCCCUCUCCCGACCGACGCCCACCAGCGCCCACACCACCACGGCAAGCCCGCGCCACCCGUAGACCCCGAUGCAGCAGCCUGCAGUGGUCGACCUUUCGAUGCUUUUCUGCAGCUGAAGAAUGGGUCCACCUACGCAUUCAGAGGUGAAUAUUUCUUUGAGUUGGACGAUAAGUCAAUACUUCCUGGUUACCCCAGACUCAUCCAGGAUGUGUGGGGAAUCUCAGGGCCGAUCGAUGCUGCAUUCACACGCAUCAACUGCCAGGGGAAAUCCUACAUCUUUAAGGGGAAGAAGUUCUGGAGGUUUGACGGCGAUGUCUUAGAUGAGGGCUAUCCGCGGGACAUUUCGGUCGGCUUUGACGGCAUACCAGCAGACAUUGAUGCCGCGUUCGCCGUGCCAGCACCAAGCCACAGUGGCGUAGAGAGAGCCUACUUUUUCAAAGGGGACAGGUAUUACCAUUAUGAGUUCAAGCACCAGCCUUCCCAUGAGGAGUGUGUCCGCAUGAGCAUGUCCACCCCGUCUGUGCUGUUCACGCGAUACACGGACCUUUUCUGCGAUCAGACAUUUGGGGAUCUCCUCACAGAGCUCUAUAGUUACUCUAUCGUCAGUCGCCCUCGUAUGGGCCCUCAUUUCAUCAGCAGGGACUGGCAGGGCCUCAGGCCUCAGAUAGAUGCUGCUAUGGUGGGACGAGUCUACCUCAGUCCCAAGCCCACGCCAUCUUCUCCACCAGUGAGGAGGCGGAGCAGUCGGAGAAGGCGGCCCAGCAAGAGGAAUGGAAGGCGAGGACGGCAGAGUCGCUAUGUGUUUGAUUUCUGGGGUUACGAUGAUUGGUAUGACUACAGCGACUACAACUACAACACUGAGAGCACCACACAGGAGUACAAGAGCACUCCUGUGCAAAAUGUGUAUUUUUUCAAGAGAGAUAAAUACUACAGAGUGAAUCUGCAGACAAAACGCGUGGACUCUGCCAACCCCCCGUACCCACGUUCCAUUGCGAAAUACUGGCUGGGCUGCAAGCAUGAGGAGACAAGUGAUGCAUCAGGGGCAGAGAAGAGAUAGGCCAGCUGAGUGAGUCUGUAGUUUGGAGGAAGAUCCAUAUAUCUUUUUGUGACAAGUCAUUAAAGUAGUUACAACAUGAACUUAAAAUUACUUGUUAUUUUUGUCGUUAAAGAAUUUUGUUCUUAAUAAAUACUCCUCUAAUGUCCCCUCUACAUUUAGGUGGAUAGGCUGAAAUUCUGCAUACUUUAAUAAAUUUGAGAUUACAGUGUUUUGAGUGGUUUAAUUAUCUUCUCCUUUGAAGAUCUACAGCUCAAUUUCGUUUUCACAAAGGUUGAUACUGGUACGUGUAAGUGAUUGUUCUCUGACAGACAACAGUACAUGCACACACUGGCCUCUGUUGGUCUGUGUUUUCACCCGCAGCCCUGCGGGAAUAACAGAUUUAUGCAUGCUGCUGCACUGAGAUCCUCUGCUGACGUAACUUCUUUAGCAGACAGUGGUUCUCUUGAAGGAGGGCCACCAUCUGCUGGACAAAAGACUGCAAGGGAAGACACAGCACACAAAAAGGAUAAAAAAACAAAAAGUAAUGAAUUGAAUUUAAGGAUUUUUAUACAUGCACGUCAUUUUAUAUUUUUCUUUGUAUGUUAUUCAUACAACAUCAUCAACACUUUUAUCAUGUGUUCUGUUUGCAUUCACGUAACACUUAUGUUCUAAAGUGACUAAUGCAUUUAUCCUGCCUGAAUACACACCACAAUACACUCAGGUCCACAUUUAGAUUGUCACUUAUUUGCCUGUGGAUCCAGUGGGGACAAAAUAAUGUGUAUCCUAAAGUAUAAUGAUUUACUUUUAGAUUUGUUAGUUGACACUUAAUUGUUUUCCUUGCUUUAUUUUGUUU
Xiphias gladius (swordfish) is the source of this 3083-nucleotide messenger RNA. RefSeq names its product vitronectin b (gene vtnb). Gene Ontology annotation, biological process: cell adhesion mediated by integrin; cell-matrix adhesion; immune response. The record is from RefSeq and is a predicted model, not a curated record. Bases 1034 to 2251 code for a protein of 405 amino acids. The transcript has 8 exons. Gene Ontology annotation, molecular function: scavenger receptor activity; extracellular matrix binding; polysaccharide binding. NCBI's taxonomy places the organism in Eukaryota, Metazoa, Chordata, Actinopteri, Istiophoriformes, Xiphiidae.